UGGUCACACAAUGUGACAGUCCAGACAUGGCUGGAAACGGGAGGCAGCUCCGUUUAACCGAGCCCCAUCUCCGACUCCAAGCCGCCUCCAAAAACUAACAACAAAAGGAAAACUUUUCUCUGCGCAAGUUAACGGGCCCGGGACAAACAGCCACACCGGAGAAGUUUGUGCAUGAAAGAGUUUGAGAGGCAGUGUUAAAAAAAAAAAACCAGUUGAGAGAGAGAGAGAAGCGACAGGUUGCGGGUUUGGGAUCAGGGAGACAGAGGGAGUGUCGCUGCAGCCGCGGGAGGUCUACACGCUUUUCAACGCACUCAAAUGAUGGCACCAAUGCUGGCACAUGGAUUUGCUUUCCCUAUUUAAGUAUGGCAUCUCCGGUCUAAAGGUGUCAUACAUAUUGUGAACCCUAGUCGAUGGAUUUAUUACCUUUAAUAGAAGAACAUUUUACCUGUACUUUCUCCAUAGGCUAGAAAUCUUGAAGCAUGGGCGACUGGAGCUUUCUGGGGCGGCUGCUGGAGAACGCUCAGGAGCACUCAACGGUCAUCGGCAAAGUCUGGCUGACUGUCCUCUUCAUCUUCAGGAUCCUGGUGCUGGGGGCCGCGGCCGAAGAGGUCUGGGGCGACGAGCAGUCCGACUUCACCUGUAACACCCAGCAGCCCGGUUGCGAGAACGUCUGCUACGACGAGGCCUUCCCCAUCUCGCACAUUCGCUUCUGGGUGCUGCAGAUCAUCUUCGUGUCCACGCCAACGCUCAUCUACCUGGGCCACGUGCUUCACAUAGUCCGCAUGGAGGAGAAGCGGAAAGAGAAGGAGGAGGAGACGCGCAAAGGAAACAAGUUCCAACAGGAGAAAGAACUCCUUUAUAGAAAUGGGGAGGAGGAGGAGGAGGAGGAGGAGGAGGAGGAGGCGGCAAGACAGAAGCCGCCAAUCAGGGACGAGCAUGGCAAAAUCCGUAUCAGAGGCGCAUUGCUGCGUACCUAUGUGUUCAACAUUAUUUUCAAGACCCUGUUUGAAGUGGGAUUCAUUUUGGGCCAGUAUUUCCUCUAUGGCUUCCAGCUGAGGCCCCUGUACAAGUGUGCACGUUGGCCCUGCCCCAACACCGUUGACUGCUUCAUAUCGAGGCCCACUGAAAAGACUAUUUUUAUUAUAUUUAUGCUUGUGGUGGCUUGCGUGUCUCUUUUGCUGAAUUUGUUAGAGAUCUAUCACCUUGGAUGGAAGAAAGUUAAACAGGGCAUGACAAACGAGUUUGCCCCUGACCACGAGUCGCUGCGCCGCGUCAACAUUGCAGCGCCUAAGUGUUUGGCCUUGGCCUCCAGAACUGCCCCCUCCAGCCUCAGCUACCCUCCCAAAUACACGGAUGUGACGGCGGGCAGCGGGGCAUUCCUGCCGCCAGUGGGGCCGGCAGCCGUGCCCUCAGCGGCAGAGUUCAAGAUGGACGAACUCCAGCAGGAGUCCCGCCGCCAGCCCUCCCCCUCUUCCCACUACUACAUCAGCAACAACAACAACCACAGGCUGGCCACGCAGCAGAACUGGGCCAACCUGGCCACCGAGCAGCAGACUCUGGAGAUGAAGGCCACCUCCCCCUCCCCAUCCUCCUCUUCCUCCACCACCACCGACAAGGAGCAGCAGCAAUCCGUCGAUGCUGCGCUGCUCCCUCCAGCCAGCAACACCACCAGCAACACCAACAUCGACAACUCAACCGCUACUGCCGCCUCCAGCAGCAGCGGCAGCAGCCCCGGCACUGCAUCCAACGCAGGCAGCUGGAGCGGGGGGAAGAGCGAGCAGGAGGAAUGCUACGUCACCACCACUGUGGAGAUGCACGAGCCUCCAGUAACGGUCAGCACAGACCCUCGGCGGCUCAGUCGGGCCAGCAAGAGCAGCAGCAGCAGGGCCAGGCCGAGCGACCUGGCUGUCUAAAUCUCUUCAGCCCUUUCAUGUCCCCUAAACACCCCGCUUCCCCAAACCCAACCCCCAAAUACAGUGAUUCUCAGACAAAGAAAUCUCACACAUGCAUAAAGCAAUAAAAACACCAAAAAAAACUAAACUAAAAAUUAGAAAAACAAAAGAAGGCAAAGUGACAAGAGACAGGGAAGCAGACAAAAGGUUUAAGCAAAUGUGAAAUGACUUGACCAGCAGCAGUCGUUGAUUUAGUGCAAUCGGUGAGUUGCAGAGUAGGUUUGUUCUCUUCGGAUGGUCUUAAUUUAUGCACAUUAAAUGUGAUCAUGCAGUGCUAUGAAGUCAGAAGGCUCCGCUCACAGCAGCGAAGGACAUUGUGAUGUCAUAAUUUUGCAUCAAAAUGGACACAUCUCACCAACGUGUUUGGUUUGGGGGGAAGAUCUCAUGCUGUUACUGUUUGUUGAGCCUAAAGGACAAAUUAUUACAAAUGAAAAUGCUCAUUUGUCGAAAAACAAUGACUGGAUUUUUAUUAAUUUUUUAUCUGGAAGAAGCACAGGUCGCUGGCAUUGUUGUACAGAUCAGUUAUUCCACGUGUUGCCAGACAAUUCGCUUAUAAAGCUUAAUUUUCAUCUGUUUUCACAGGUCCUUUGACCUGGAAGGUCUUUUGCUCAACCAGGAAGAGAUUUCACCAACAAUCAUUUCCUGUAUUGUGUUCGCCUACAACUCACCGAUUCAUUGACAAAUUUGCAUGGCAAAGCUGGCUAGCUUGGUUUUUACCCAUGAUCCAUUGCAGCGCUUCCUGCGGAGACAAUAAAUAUUGUAAUUGAGAUGGAUAGUAAUGGUCUGGUGUGAUAUUCCCACGUUCCUCAGAGUAGUGUGGAUGGGGUUAUGGGUCAAAACUGCUGGUAGAAGUCAUCCCUGUGAUGCCCAGAAUGCACCUGGGUCUCUACGAGCGCUACACUGUCAAUAACAUAGAGAUGAAAACGUUGCUGUUAGUUUACAAGAGGCAAAUAGAGUCCUUUACGCCUGCCUCUGCUCUCCACACACGCACAAAUGACAAGAUAUAGCCUUAUGCAAAUACGUGGCAGCCAGCAUCUGAUAUAUAGAAACACAAUAUUCUCCUCGUUCAUUCAGACAAUAGCUCUUUGGUUAGACUUUAAACUGCUAUCUUCUUUACGACCUUACGACCCCCCUCUUUAAUCAUCACACCUCAAGAUUGAGAGCAACUUUGGGAGUUCAAUAUUUCCCCCUGUCACACACUUCACGUGCUUCUUCAUUGGUUUUAUUCUGAAAAGUGCUAUUUUUUCUUAAUUGAAUUUUACUCAUAAAUUGCAUACUUGUCGUAGUCAUUUUGUGAUUGCGAAGACAAAAUAACUCGGCGAGUAUCAAAGCGCCUCGGUGCAGUCGGCCUUGGCGGCUUCUAUUUUGUUGUGUUCAUCUUAAUUCUUAGAGAUCUUUAGAGAAACUUUUAACUGAAUUCCUCAGCAGCCACAGUCCUCUGUCUCUGUUGUGUUACUGUUGGUUCAUUCACAACCCAGGGCACUCACGUUCAAAAAACAUUUCAGCUUUACAGCAACCUUAAUCCGCCGUGUGACCCUGUGAGUUCACCUUGAGAGUGCAACGUCAACUUCUCUGCAUUGAACACACUGCACUCACAGGGCAUAACAAUGCGAUUAAGUACCAAUAUGUUUGUGCAGGUUAAUACACUGGAGAAGGAGCAAAAUGGUUUUAUUUUUCAUAUUUAGGGGGGCGGGGCUUACAAAAAGAUGGUACAGUAUGCUGUAAGAGUAUCUGUACCCAUAUAGGUAUCAUGUCUAUCUUACUUAAGUUGCUUAAAUGACAUUUAGUGCAAACAGAAACACAAAGAGGAGAAUAAACACCUACACCACGCACAAGAAAAAGCAGCCUUUCCCAAUCCAUGUUUCUUGUUCAAAAUGACAAAAAAAAAAAAAAAAAUCUGUUAUCUGCAUUUGUUUUUGAUCCCUAAAGUUUACAUUUUGGUAGUUGAUAAAGAUUUGCACAUUUAGGAAAAGAAAAAUUGCUGUUCUACAAUAUUGGUAGUAGUAGAGAGAGAGAGAGAGAGCGAGAGAGAGCGUGACUAGAAAACUGCUAUGAUCCUCAAAGGAAAGAAACUAAACUAAAACGCAGUGGCUCUUCAUAGAAAAGGCAGUAUUAACAAAAACACUUAUUUAUCUCCAGCUCAGAAAAUGAUGAGUCUGAAGAUAAAAACAAACAACAACAGCGAGGGAGAGAAUAAACAGCUGUUUCUCUGUGUGUUCAGUGUGUUCUCACACAGCUCGGGACUCUGGAUACACGUCACAUCAGAGAAAACGUUAGUGGGCCCUUCCCUGAGCCUGCAUACAAAGCCCCUGAUGUUGUGUUCAAAGCCUGUCGUGCUCGUGACUCCUCCCAAACUCUCUCCUCUUACGUUUCAUGCAGAGCAUGAUUUUUCUGGCUCGUCAGGGAGUAAAGGAACCAUCUCACAAUGCUCAGAACAGCAACCUGUUUUCAAUGCUGUCUUAAACAAGAGAAGUGCCUUGUGUAUGAAUGAUUCUUUUGUAAGAACAAGUUGAUGUAAAUGUUCAUUUACCUCAAAUGUUUACAAAACUGUUACUAAAUAAAUUUUUUGUACCAUA
Messenger RNA from Cottoperca gobio, 4528 nucleotides. Its product is annotated as gap junction alpha-3 protein-like. NCBI's taxonomy places the organism in Eukaryota, Metazoa, Chordata, Actinopteri, Perciformes, Bovichtidae. Gene Ontology annotation, cellular component: connexin complex. Gene Ontology annotation, biological process: cell-cell signaling. Gene Ontology annotation, molecular function: gap junction channel activity. The record is from RefSeq and is a predicted model, not a curated record.